Messenger RNA from Hyposmocoma kahamanoa, 1061 nucleotides. Its product is annotated as ATP synthase subunit g, mitochondrial-like. The transcript is spliced from 4 exons. Lineage: Eukaryota; Metazoa; Arthropoda; Insecta; Lepidoptera; Cosmopterigidae. Gene Ontology annotation, molecular function: proton transmembrane transporter activity. The record is from RefSeq and is a predicted model, not a curated record. Gene Ontology annotation, biological process: proton motive force-driven ATP synthesis. Bases 621 to 1037 code for a protein of 138 amino acids.
AGUUGCGAUGCCACUCAGAGCUUUAAAUUGCAAAGAUCUGAGGCGCAAUGCCACUGCACACACACACACACACACACACACACACACACACAAGGAGCCCUAUUGCUACUAAAAGUGAUACUUUACAUAGUUUACCUUGAGAUGAACAACCCUUCUUUAUGUUACAGGGUAUAAAUAUCAAUUUGUUUACACACAAGUAUAAAUGCACGUCACGUAUUUGCGAUUUGCGUAUGACUAGGUACUUAAUUAUUAAUAAUCAUGUUAUGCACCCUUGUAUUUUUUUUAACCCAGUUCAGAAAUACAUAAAAAUAAAUACUUGUUACAAACCUUAACUAUUUAUUUUUUUCCAUCCUAGGGUACAAAUGCACUGUUGAUGCUCAUAAUAUCCGUACCAAAAUGAGAUCCCAUACAAUCACCAAAGAGAUCAAUCAUAGUUACCAAUAUUUUGACAUCUUUAUGUUUUAUCUUUUUGACAGAAUGUGUUUUUUUUUUGUCGUAAUAUGUUCAUUGAACGUCAUUUUCGGGCAUAACGAUCAAAUUAUUAAUUUUUGGAUGUUUGUUAAAAAUCCGAACAAAAGAUUCAAUUAAGUGCUAAUUAGGGGAAAAAGAUAGUGAGAAAUAUGGCAUUAAGAACAAACCUUUCUAAAGUUGUAAAUAAUUUCAUUCGUAUUAGAACAAAUUUUUAUCAUUCCUUAAUCGAAGUAUAUCAACCAACUAUAUCUAAAAACAAGGAAAUGUUGAUGGAUAUUUUAAAAGAGAAAGCAGACGCUGCGGCAAAAUCUGAAUUGGGCCGGAAAAUGAAAGUUCUCAAAGGGUUUUACAAUGCAGAAAUCAGACCUCCACGACACGACGAGAUUACUAAAUUGUUUAGUGAUCUAGCCUUGGUGAGAGAGUUCAUAAAGACGGGCAGUUUUAGAUUUCUCACCGUGAAACAAAUAUGGCUGCUGUUCCUCGUAUCCCUCGAAAUUUAUUUGUGGUUUUACCUCGGAGAAACUGUCGGCAAGUUCCAUAUUGUUGGUUACGACGUUAAGCCCUGAAAAGAUAUAUGUAUUAAUUUAAAC